This is a messenger RNA of Hemicordylus capensis (graceful crag lizard), 4867 nucleotides long. RefSeq names its product serine/threonine/tyrosine interacting like 2 (gene STYXL2). Gene Ontology annotation, molecular function: MAP kinase phosphatase activity; protein tyrosine/serine/threonine phosphatase activity. Gene Ontology annotation, biological process: protein dephosphorylation; negative regulation of MAPK cascade. The record is from RefSeq and is a predicted model, not a curated record. The transcript is spliced from 6 exons. Bases 184 to 3681 code for a protein of 1165 amino acids. Gene Ontology annotation, cellular component: cytoplasm. Lineage: Eukaryota; Metazoa; Chordata; Lepidosauria; Squamata; Cordylidae.
CUGCCCCUUUGAGAAGAAACCACAGAGAGAGGAGGCUGGCAAAUGUCCUUGUCCUAGCUGUCUCCUGCCACAAUACCAGCUUUUCCACUCAGUGCUUCAGUUAGGCACAAGGAAAAUUGUACUGUUGUGUGAGCGACACACAUACCCCCAGUGCUAACGUUCCCGAAGGUCCCCCAAACAGCCAUGGCAAGUGGUACGGAUUCAGAUGGUGAGCAGGUGGUGCCAGAUGAAGAAGGACCCAGUGUGAAAACAGUGCAAGCCCACUAUCUCCGUAGUCCCUCCCCCAGUCGAUAUUCAGUGAUAUCAGAUACAGAUACUGAGAGCAUAUUCAUGGAACCCAUCCACCUGUCAUCUGCUGUGGCUGCUAAACAGAUCAUCAAGGAAGAGCUGAAGACAAAGGAGGUGAAGGCAAACUCUGUGUGUCCAGGGAUGCUGGAAUCUGCAGAGCAGCUACUGGUGGAAGACUUGUACAAUCGGGUUAAGGAAAAGAUAGAUGACACUAGCUUGUUCAACACACCAUGUGUCAUGGACUUGCAGAGGGCACUUGUGAAGGAUCGGUUUGAGUCACCAAAAGAUGCCAUUGAUGAGGUCUGGCCAAAUAUCUUCAUAGCAGAAAAGAGUGUUGCAGUGAAUAAAGGUCGUCUAAAGCGACUAGGAAUUACACACAUCCUUAAUGCUGCUCAUGGCACUGGUGUAUAUACAGGACCAGACUUCUACAAUGGAAUGGAUAUCCAGUACUUAGGCAUUGAGGUAGAUGAUUUCCAAGACUCCGACAUCUCUAAACAUUUCCGUCAAGCUGCAGAGUUCCUUGAUGAAGCACUAUUAACCUAUAAAGGAAAAGUCUUGGUAAGCAGUGAAAUGGGAAUCAGCCGCUCAGCAGUGCUGGUAGCUGCUUAUCUGAUGAUCUUCCAUCACAUGACAAUCUUGGAAGCCUUGAUGACUAUGCGUAAGAAGCGGGCUAUUUAUCCUAACGAUGGCUUUCUGAAACAGCUUCGGGAGCUCAAUGAAAAGCUCCUGGAAGAACGGCAGGAAGAAGAUGUAGAAGAUUCUGAUGAUGAAACAGGUAGCCAAAUUUCUGUUGUUAGAGUGGGAAACGGUUCCCAGCUGUCUGGGGAAGAAGGUUCCGGGAGUAUCAUGGGAGCUAAAGCCCAUUCUAUCAUGGUAGAGGAAGAAGAUACUACUAGCCUUCUGGGAAGUGUUAUGACUGCCUCCUCUAUGGGACAAUCAAGUUUGGUUUCCAAACAGCCUACACUUAUUAGUGAAGAGGAGGAAGAGCAACUUUAUGAAGAAUGGAGAAAGAAGCAAGGCUUGCCUGCAAGGGAACUUUCAAACAAGGAUGGGGAUAGCAAGUUCCCAUAUGAUGCAUUUCACGUGCAGGAAGAAUCUAAUGAGGACAUGACGCAGAUGAUCCAAGAGUGGCAAUGCAAAAAUGAGAAGUACCAAAUGGAAAACUACUUGUUUCCCAGGGAGGAAGAUGGAGACUCUAGCAUGGGAGAAAGACCAUAUUCUGUAAGGGAUAUAAGUGAUACUGAAAGUGUGAGUAGCCAAGAGAUCAGGAUCUUGAAAGAACAGCUGGAAGCAAGUGGCAUGAACAGGAUGAGGAGAGGGCGCACAGACUCCAUGUCUACAGAAAGCAGUUGGGAUAUGUGGAAUGAGAGGAUGAUGGAGAUAGAGAAGGAAGCUGCUCAAAGAUAUUGUUCCAGAACAAAAUGUGGUGAUAAAAAUUUGAUGCCUGAAAGUGGAACAAAGAAAAAAGAGGUAGAUGAAGAAAGUAUAUUAUCUGACACUAGUUCCUUUUAUAAUUUCUGUCAAAAGAACAAAGAUAAACUGACUCCUUUAGAAAGAUGGAAAAUCAAAAGAAUCCAAUUUGGCUUUCAUAAAAAAGAUUCAGAUGCUUCUGAGCAAUCCAAGGCUGAGGACGGCAGCCAACAAAAUAAAGAAGCUAUAGAAGAGGAGAAGAACUUGUCAGAUCUUAACCUGACAGCUUAUCAGGCCUGGAAGACAAAACACCAGAAGAAGGUGGGCAGUGAGAAUAAGGAUGAGAUUGUGGAUCUUGUGAUAGGGGAAGAUUCUGCCUCUGCCAAGAGAAAGCAGAGACGAAUGGAGUUGCUUGAACAUUCAAAGAAAGUUCUGGAAGAAAGUCAGUCUCUCUGCAGCUGGGAGGCAGAGAGCACAAUGAGUGGAAGUAUCCCUUUGUCAGCCUUUUGGCCAUCAACAGCUUCAGUAAAUGGUCAAGAGGAUUCUGCUUCAGCAUUGAGCAUGCAGACCAAUCGCUCAUCAUUCUCUCAGGCUAGAAGCAGUGGCAGAGCCAUGCUCACCCCUGCAGUAGCACCAAGUAUGCCCAACCUCCCUGUUGGCCCAGAGGACACGAUAUCAAUAGCCAGCAUUCAGAACUGGAUUGCCAAUGUGGUUAGUGAAACUAUUGCUCAGAAACAAAAUGAGAUACUGAUGUUGUCUCGCCCCUCAUCAGCAUUGGCUUCCAGUGUGAAAUCAGGUGAUCCUGGUAGACAUCUGGAUGAUGACAAGUCAUCUCUGCUCAGUGCACAAAGUGGCUUGUCCUUGUCUAGUUCUUUGCUUCGCCAGCAGGAUGCCCAAUAUGCUGAUGCUCAGUCUCUUCUUUCUUGUAACACUUCAGUGAGUGGAAGGACAGGAGGGUCCAGCUCAAGCAGGAAAGUGACACAAACAAGCAAACCUCUUUAUAGCCUCUUUGCUGAUGAGAUUGACCUGAAGAAACUUAGCAGAAAAGAAAAGGAGAUGCAAAUGGAGAUAAGAGGGAAAAUGUCAGAUUACCAGGCUAAAAAGCUUAUCAGUGACAAUAAACGUAGCACUUUAUUUAAGAAGAAAAAGAUCAAGGGCGAUGAUGAAGAUGAGAUGACAGAAAAUGAUAUAGGAAACAGAACUGGUGACAUUAGGUACUCCAUGCAAGGAGAAUUUGACAGGAGCGACACAGCUUCUGCUCUCUCAGGCCAGUUUGCCAAAGUAGGUGCUAUAAGAUCAGAGGUGGAAAACAAUGUAAACCAGUGGCUCAAAGAGUUGAUGACAGAAGAAAAAUCCUCUUACCAGGACAGCACUGACACUAGUGGAGAGAAAUACACAAGGUCAUCCACAUUCAGAGAGCAGGAUACUGAAGCUUCCAGCUAUAGGUUUCACAGGUCCCAAAAAGAAGAAAUGGAUAGUUCCUCCACUUAUCAAUAUGGAAAUGACUUGCAGAGGACCUCAUCCCGAUUUUCCUCAGCCUCUGCACAAGAAGACAGGGGGGCAUACAGAUUUACACGAUCAAAGUUAAGUGAGACAAGUUCCAGAGAAGGAAGUCCAGAGCCAUAUUUUUUCAGAAGAACUCCAGAACCUUGCCACAGCUCUGAGUCCUCUGAACCAUCUACACAUAGUCGAAUCAGAACACAUCACUUGGAAGAAUGUGAGGAAGAGUCCUGUUCAGAUGUCUCUGAAUUUGGAGCCAAGAGAAAAUUCACCCAAAGCUUUGCAAAGUGUGAAGAGAAUGGAGAGAAAGAAGAAAAACUGGAGGAAAGCAAAGAGUGUUUUUCAUCAAGGCAUUUAUUCAGAAACAGGCAACACUCUCGCAAGGAGGAAGAAGAAGAAAUGGAUGAUGAUGCCAUUAUUGCUGCCUGGAGAAGUCGACAAGAAGAAACCAAGGCAAAGCUUCGAAGAAGAAAAGAUGAGUAAUAGAGGGCAAAGUCAUACCAAUUCCAUGAUUUUCCUCCAACUUUUAAAGGAAAGCCUUCCAAGUCUCAGAAAGAAAACCAGUUUCAAAUGUUACACUUUGAUCACCCACCAUGACAGUUCCAAUUAUUCUUCCCUAUGAGCAGAGCAGAGUUUAGUCCUACAGAUACUUAUAGUUCAGUUCUCAUCCUGAGAGGAGGGGAAAGAACAGCACCUCGAAAGAAAGAUGGUGUGUCAGAAUUCAGUUCUUGGUAUGCACUUUUCAAGUGCUACUUGAAUCUGGAGGAAAGUGCUUUAACAAAACAGAAAAAAAUAAAAUUACAGACAAAGCAAGCAUUCAGUUGAAAUAGUUACCUCAGAUGCAUUCCCCCCACCCUUUGUCUGCAGUCAUUGAUAUGGUACUCUGCUAUUUUCUGUUAAGUUCCUCAUGAUUAGAACUGGAACCAAACCAACAGCUUUCAGCACCAAUUUUACAAUGUACCAUUUCCUUUAGCACAGAUGCUCUGUUAUUGUUUGGGCCGUACAGCUAAACGCUUAAUAUUCCUUUCCUUCUAAAUCCUAAACGAUUGUCUUCUGUUUCUGUUGUAUCUAUAUCAAGAAAACAACUGAAGGAAAAAAAGUUAGAGUGUUCCCUUGACAACUCAUAAUGGAGCAAAAUGUCAGGCAUCAGUCACAUGGAGAGAAUUUGUUGAAGGCUUUUAAUUUUGUUUGCUAUAAAGGAAUCAACUCCAAAGAUAAAAAUUUACCUUUGUAACAGAGCAGUAGGCAUAGCCUCAUAAAACAUGCGCUACAACAGUGGGUAUCUCUUUUAAAUGUAAAUGCAUCACGCUACAUUUAGGUGUGUAUACAAUGAACCUAAUAGGAACUCUGUACUAGUAGUAAAAGAUGUCACUGCAUGUUUGCUUGUCUGCUCUGCAUGAACUACAAAAGUCUCCUGAAAGCCAAUAGGCCAAAACAGGUCAAUAGACGAGGACAGUCCCCUAUAAGAGCUUCUAGGUCAAGCCUGCUCCUUUGCUUUGACCAGCAAAGGGGAUCAGUUCACUGAAACUCUCUACCAUAAACUCAACCUGCCCAGCCUAUCCUUUGUUUGUAUCUCCUUGCCCAGCUUUUGCUAGUGUCCUACGCAGCCUCUGCCUGCCAGCAUCUCACCUUGCUCUUUACUACUCUAAAUAAAUCAGUAGGAGCUCCA